UAACAAAUUUCUGUUUUAAACUUUUGUAAGUUUCAAUAUUUUGUUAUUAAUAUCUUGAGAUUUGUUCUUUUUUAUUAUUCAAACUGAAUAUCGAUUAUCGAUUCUGAUAACGUUUUUCGUAAGACUACUCGACUACAAUUGUUGCGAAAUAUAUUUGCAAUUUACAAGUGAAUUUUAUGUGUUAACAAUGUAUCCAGUGGAUAACCGAAAUAUCUGGAUUAAUAAUCAUGUUAAUAUUCGUAAUUAUGGAUACGAUUACAAACGUAAAAAGUUAAAGAAGGUUAUUAAAGAUUUGGUUUAUGAAAAUGCUUCCAUUUGUGACGAAAUAUCACUAAAUCAAGAAAAAUUAUUAAUUGUGCGAGAACAAUGUAAGUUUUUAACUAAAAAGUUAAAGGCUUUUGAACCUCAAAUAGAUGUUUCUGCUGCCAGUGUAAAUACAACAGUAAAGAAGGCAACUCCAAGAAAAAAAGCAACUACCAAUGGUGUAAAACCUAAGCCAAGACGUCCUGCUGCUAAACAUAAGAAGAAAAUUAUAGAAGUCCAAGAACCAAUAACUAGUGGAAAUGUAACUAUUUACAACUUUGGAGAAAUUGUAUAUGAUACACCAUUUUAUUAUUCAGACUGUGCAAUCUAUCCAGCUGGAUAUUAUGCAUCAAGAACGUAUGCUCAUUUUAGAAAUAUAUUCUCUAAAUGUACUUAUCAUUGCAAAGUUAUAAAAGCUGGUUCAUCUCCAAGAUUUGAGAUCAUGGAUCAUGAUAAACAUUUCAAAGUCACUGGCUUAAGCACUGAUGAAUGCCAUAGUCAUCUUAUAUCAUUAAUUAAUAAAUUGCUAGGUGCUGAAGAUUUAAUACCUGCAAAUAGAAAUGGUGAUAGAUUUUUUGGAUUGACCUUACCUUCAGUUCGUUUGAAACUACAGGAAGCACCGGAAUCUAAAUUUUGCACAGGAUACAUUCCAUUAGAAUUGCAGCCAGACAAUCAUGAAUCCGAAUUAAAGGCUGAAAGUGAUCCUGCAGUGAGUUUUGAGGGUCUACAUAAUACAUUGAACAGAUUUCGAUCUAGACAUUAAGAAGUGUUAUUGUAGCAUCAAUUUUAUACUAAGUUUAUACUAAUGACUAAUGAGUAAAUGUAAUUUUAUGAAACAAAUGUAUACUAUUAUAAUAAUUAUAUUAUUAAGCUUAAAAAAAUAUACUUAACUACCAACUUAAUAUUAAUAAAUAGGAAACGGAUUUUAUUGUAAUCAUAUAUUUUUAUUGGAAUGCAAUAUUUUAAAUCUGAUAAGAAAUAUGUACCAUUUAGAUCAUUCUAAUUGAAAUAAACCCAAAUUUAUUUUACAUAUUUGGUAAAAAAGUACAUAUUUUCGUAAUUAUUGAUUUUUUUAUUGAUUUUUGAUGACAUUUAACAUCAUCUGCUUCCAGGCACGUAUACAGGGGAGAUUUUUGGGGUUCAACCUCCCCCCCUCCCUAAUAUAUUUUUGAGUAACGAGGAAAAAAUUGUUUUAUUAUUUUCAGGCACAAUUUGUAUUGCUAAAUUUUGUAACCAUCCCCCCCGAAUUUUUUUUUUAUAUGUGCCUGUCUGCUUUGUCUAAAACACUGAUUCCCAAACUGGGGGGUCAUGUACAUGUUGCUGGGAAGGCACAAGCAGUUAUUACGAAACUGUCCAAAGAAAAGUUUUGUCAGUAGUAACAUUAAUUAUUAAUUUCCUUAUGUAUUUUUUUUAUUUACUAUUAUUAAUAUUUUAUACUAAUUUAUUACUAUAAUAUUUCACCUUAAUUAAUUGUUACAUUUUAUUAUUUACUAUUAUUUAUUUUAUAUUUUAUAAUUAUUUUUUUUUAUUAUUUAUUUUUAUUAGCUAUUAGCUAUUAACACAAAACUAUUACGGCUUGACAAUUAAUGUACAUAAGCAAGAUAAGACGAUACAAAUAAUAUACAUGUACUAAAUAUGAAUUUAUAAUUAUUAUCAUCAAUAAAAAAGUAGUCAUUCUGAA
This is a messenger RNA of Rhopalosiphum maidis (corn leaf aphid), 1984 nucleotides long. Its product is annotated as transforming growth factor beta regulator 1. Bases 188 to 1066 code for a protein of 292 amino acids. The transcript has 7 exons. The record is from RefSeq and is a predicted model, not a curated record. Gene Ontology annotation, cellular component: nucleus. Gene Ontology annotation, biological process: regulation of cell cycle. Lineage: Eukaryota; Metazoa; Arthropoda; Insecta; Hemiptera; Aphididae.